Molecule: messenger RNA, 3408 nt
Organism: Entrophospora candida
Lineage: Eukaryota; Fungi; Glomeromycota; Glomeromycetes; Entrophosporales; Entrophosporaceae
Source: the annotation of a GenBank genome assembly
AUGUCUUUGGUUUCAAAUGCUCAAUCUUAUGGUCAAAAUGAAACACUUAUUUCGUCCAUUCGUAAUAUUAUCAAGGCAUCCGACGAUGCCGGAGCCACACGUUUUCGUAUAAUCAUUGAUAGUCGAUCACAUCCCACCAACUCUUUACUUAGUAGUGGAAUGAAGGCUUGGCAAGGGCCUGCUAUUUUGAUUUUCAAUAAUUCAAAAUUCGAAAAAUCCGAUUUCGAAAAUCUCAUGAAAAUACGUGUUGGUGGAAAACAAGAAGAUAAUACCAAAAUUGGAAAGCACGGAUUGGGAUUCAAUUCAUGCUAUCACUUUACCGAUGUUCCCAGUUUCAUCAGCGGUGAUUCUAUUGCGUUUUUGGAUCCUCAGGAAAAAUUUUUACCAAUGAAAAAUGAACGUGGCAUGAUUUGCACUUUUCCCAAAGAAGGCAUUCGCGGUUUUCAUGAAAGAGAUCAGUUAGCUCCUUUUAUAGGAAUUGAGGGCAUCAAUGUUCGAUCAACUUUUUUUAAUGGAGUACUCUUCCGAAUACCACUUAGGCAACAAAAAAGUGAAAUAUCCGAUAAAGUUUUUACUAUUGACGAGGUCCUUAAAUUGUUUAGACACAUCAAAUCAAAUUUCGCUUCCUAUUUUUUAUUCCUUCGAAACAUUGAGGAAAUUGAAGUGUCACAUAUACCAAAAACUACAUCAUCACCUCAUGCAACUUCUCUCUGGAAAGCAACUGUAAAUGGAUUGGAUGAAAAUGUCCGGAAUAAAAGAAAACGUGCUGUCAAUGGUGAAAUUCAAAUUUUUCAGAUGAAAAUUAAACUAAUCGAUGAUUCAAAAGACAAACAAAACGACAAAUGGAUUAUCGCAAUUGGUGCUCAAGAAGAUCCUAAAGAUCCUGAUCUGAAGGCUUACGCAAAUCAGCAUCGAUUACGCGUACUGGGAGGUGUUGCUACUUUACUUGAAAGCGAUCAGGAAAAAGAAAAAAAUCAGAACUAUUUUAUUAGAAGAAUAACGUCAUUUAAAAGCCUAAGGAAUGAUUUGGGAAAUCAGUAUUAUUUUGAAGAAGGAACGUUAUUGAGAAGCAUAGAAAAGGGCCGGGAAGAAGAUGAGGAUCAGAAUGACUUUGAAGGAAGAAUGUUUUCUUUUCUUCCGUUGCCUGAUACUACAUGUUUGCCUGUCCACCUUAAUGGAACCUGGGCUCAAAGUUCAGAUCGUGCAAGACUAUUGCUCGAAAAAGACAAUGAUCUACCAGAUUUGGAUCAUCAGAAACUUGAGUGGAAUAGGCAUAUUCUGCUUGAAUUCCUUCCAGAAGUUUAUUGCAGACUCUUGGAAGAAAUUCUUAUAUUGCAGAAUAGUAACCAAAUUGAUCUUAAAAACAGGUGCAUAUCAAAAUUUUGGCCAUUUCCAUCCGUUACACAAAACUAUCCAAAAUACAUAAUUAGUUAUGGUUGCAAAGUACUCCAGCGUAUAUUACAACACGAUAACAUUCCCCGAUUAAUCACUCCUGUCUACUAUUAUUCGCAUAACGAUAAAGUCACUUUUACUGAUGAAAAUGUUCAGGUGGACAAUAUUUUCAGGUGCUUGUCAUAUAGUCGUAUUGAGGCUUUCCGUCAUUUACUGCGAAAUAAUUGGAAAGAAUUAAAAGUAUUAGGAAUAAAGUGGGAUCAUGAACUUAAAUCAAUGAUCCGCUCGCUGCCAAUUUGGCCAACGCGGAGGAACCCCGCAUCGCCAAACCUCAAGCAGAGUUUGGUACCAGUUUCAAUUGGGUACCUUUUUCCAACGAACUUUAACAUGUAUAGAACAAAGAGCGACAAAAUUUUUUUACAGCUCUCUGAUAAUCUAGAUUGUAAAAUUUUGCGUAAUCUUGAUGUUCCUGUACGAGGCAUUCAAUCAUACACAUUUGAAGACGUUGAAUUUCCUGAAGAAUCUGAUGAGUCCUAUGUGGAUUUUUUGGAUAGUGUGCUCUCAUACGGAUGCGAGCAUCUUGUCGAAAAUUUAAAGGAUCGUGAUUGUUUCCCCUGUGCAUUUACAAGUGACUUGAAACGUAUUUCUGACCUAUAUGAUUAUAGUAAUGUUGUUUUUCGAUGUGUAUUUGGAGGUGACUCAAAUAAUUUUCUUGAUUUACGUCUCUCAAAAUAUGCAAAAAAGUUAGCAAAUAUUGGAUUCAAUAAUGAAAUUGAUCAGGAUUCAUUCACAAAAUGUGCCGAAAAAGUUGAAGAGUUACUGGGAAUGGAUGACCCGCCAUCUGAUAUAAGAUAUCGUGGCUUCAUUUUGGUUGAUCAUCUUUAUAAAAACAUCGAUGAAUUUGAAUUUAAAGGAAUUGAUAGGAUUCCAUUUGUUCCUAUUGUUAAAUGUUUAGAUAAACAUUACAAUAAGUACUAUAAUCACACUCGAGUAUUGGAUUGUCUCAAUAAUGUAAUUCAUCCUGAAUAUAAAGAAGUUGCAUGGAGCCAAAAGCCUUUAAUCGCAGAAGAUGUCAUACCACCUGAUAAUGUACUUCGAAAAUAUCCAUCAUUUGGUAAACCAGAUGUUCUUACUGUAAUCAAACAUCUCCGUUUUUUGCAUACAAAGCUUAUAAAAGAUGAGGAAUGGAGAAAUUGGAAAGAAACAUUCUUGUUUAAUGUUUUCAAAGUCUACGAAUGGCUUGACAAAAAAUGUUCAAAUGAAAGUCUCAGACUAAGGCAAUACAUUAAUUCAAAUGAACUAUUAUUCCUUAAUUGUAAUGACGAUCAAGAUCCAUUUGACACUAAAAACUGGGCUCCUGUAGCGAAUUUAAUUUUGAAUACUGAACCAGGUGAAAGAAAUUAUGUAAAUCCUCGUCUUGCUAAAUAUCACAAAAUGCUAAAAAGUGCUGGUGUCCAAGAAAUAAGAUUACCAAGUUUCAAAAUACAGAUUGGAGAAAAUGAUCAGACAAGUAUUAACAGAGCCAUGUUGGGGUUUUUAUUAAAGCAGGAGAAUUGUUUUCAUGAUGUUGUUUUUGUUGUAAAAGAUGAAAAAAUAUGGGCAAGCCGAUAUGUGCUUGCUGCAAGCUCCACAGUUUUCUAUCAGAAAUUUAAUUCAGAAGACUUGAGCACAGUUAAUCCAGCUAGAAUUACUAUCGACAAUGUUAACCCUAAUUCGGUGCACAUUUGGUUGCGUUACUUAUAUGGUCAGAAUAUCAAUGAUGCAAUUUGGAAUCAUCAAAGUUUAAAUAAAAAACAACCAUCAAAUUUGGAACUGUAUAAAGAUCUACUUAAAUUAGCAAAUGAUUAUAAAAUAGAUCAUUUAAAAAAUCUUAUGGAAUUAAAGCUCUCUCUAUUGGUUAACGGAUCAAGCGUGCGAGAGAUAGAAAGAUUAGCAAGAGAAUUAAAUGCAAAUCAACUUGAAGAAUAUUGUCAUUGUUUUAUUAGAGAUAACAUGAAUUUGUAUACUGUAAUUUAG